Cladocopium goreaui is the source of this 7689-nucleotide messenger RNA. Lineage: Eukaryota; Dinophyceae; Suessiales; Symbiodiniaceae. The record is from the annotation of a GenBank genome assembly.
GUCGUGUCCUUGCUCAGGCAGGCCGCCGGCCUGCUUGAAGCGGCUGUGAACCACGGGAACCAGGGAGAGAGCGCCUCAGCUGGUGAGCCUGCUGCUAGUGAUCAAUGGAGCCUUUUGGGCACUUCUUCAUUGCCAGGAUCUCCUCCACUCACUCCAUCUCGUGGUGGACCUUCAGCGGGCUAUAGCACCUACGACAAGGUGGCUGAAUCCAUUCCUCCUCUGCCUCAGCAUUGUUUGGACUUGUGCUCUCGAUUGGGGGGCUCAGAUUCUCCUGCUGUUCGGGCUAGGAGGGCUUGGCAGGCUGGACAUUGGGCGAAGGCUGUGGUCGGGGGCAAGAUCGUCAAACCCCGACCAACGCCCAAGCUCUCACAGAGGUCAACACUAUACAUUAUUGUACAAGGGCCUCGCAUUGACAAGCCCAGCAAAGCUGAAGCGCAAGUCUAUUGCCUGGCUUUGGGCAUCGACUACCCAGCAGAAGUAUUUCCAGCCAUGCCGAAGCGCUGGCAAUCCCAAGUUGCACGACGCCAGAAUGGUCUGAUGAUUGCAUUGCCGCUUACUUGGCUCCAGAAUCAAUUCAACGGGGAGGUCAUGUCGAUCCCUCAGAUCUUUUGGGCCCCCAGCAAGGCGGUUACAGUUCCAGCCAUGAUCGAGGAGGACGAUGGCGCGGAAAAUCGCGGAAACCUUUCUAGGCUCCGACACGGAUGGUUUGAUGGAUUUCAGCCAGGAGGUGAUUUUUUGCAUGAGGCUUCACGAUCCAGUGACAGAGCAGGAGGGGAUCCAGUUGAUGCUCCGGAGAUCUUUCCAUCAGGAAAUACUUUGAGUUUGGAGGCCGACUCUUGGAUUCAGGGCGCUGCAGAGGGCCGUGUUGGAUUUUACUCUGCAAUGGAGGAAGAAGUCUUUCCACGACCUGCUGCCAGACCCAAAGGACAAGCCGCUCCCAAGAAGGGCCAGAAGAAACCCUCAGUGGCAAAAUUGGCAGAACAGCUCUCCACGCUCUCCAGCUCUUGCCCCCAUGAUGAGCCAGCUGCACGCACUUCAAGAAGGUCGAGGUUCAUAGAAGAUGUGGGCCCUCCGCCAAGGAUCAAGCAACCACCUUCCACACCAGCAGCAGGAGUAGGUCUUCCAGAAGUGAUGGCCGGAGAGGAGCCAAACGCUCUCCUCAGAGGCGAGAUAGGGUCCUCCAGCAGCAGCACUUCAAUUUCAAUGAAGGGUUCAGCACGUCGAGAGAGGCUGCUGAACGAGCUAGCACAGAGGAAGGGCAAUUUCAUGUUGCGAGUUGCUCAGAACGCCUUCCGGCGCCUCAAGCCGGUAGACCCAGUGCCAGCCAAGUUGGACGAGUUUGGAGCCAAGCCUAUUUUUGCGAAGUACUUGGAACGUCAAGGUGGAUUUUCAGGGGCCCGAGAUUUGGAGCUGAUCAUGUGGCUUUUGGCACAAGUGGCAGACCAGAUGUUACAGCAGGACCAUCAGGGCGCAAUGGAACUGAUGGCACUUGUUCUAGUGACAUUGCAGGCAGCUAUGGACGGGAACGAGUGGGAGGUGGCUUGGUUGCUUUCUUUGCAGGAGGAUCCACCCCCAGGUUUGUGGUUUGUUCUCUCCUCGGCCUCCAUCUUCGAAUCCUCGGUUGAGGGCAUUCUCACCGCAUUGUCCUCCAGAAUGAGCAGCAACAAUUCUGUCUUUUGUCAAGGAGUUGGACAUCAUAUCGACAAGGAGGUCAGAGAUAGUCCGAGCCAGGAAAGGGAAGAAAGAGGAGGAGGACAAGCCAGCUCCAAAGCGUCCGCCAAGAAAUCCAAACAAACCCAAGAAAGGAGAAGGAAAAGGCGAGGAGGCAGGAUGACCCAACCAGCCGUCCGAGCAGCUUUACCCAAGCCAUUUUCCAGUUUUUGUGGCAUUCAGGAUGCUUUUGUUUCUGAGGAUUUUGUUCAUGAUCAAGGCCAUCAGGUCGAUGCAGAGGGGUUUCCAGACCACGAACCACAGCAGCCUUUUUCUCGUGAUGAGAUACAGUGCAGUUUGUCCCAAGAUCCCAACGCCUAUGUUCCGGGCUCCAAGCCUGCCAGGUUGAAGGAAUCUGCAAAGUCGGCUUGGGACAAAUUACAAGAUUUUUCAUUUUCCAAGUGGUGCAGGACGGUCUGCUCCAAGAUUUUGACUUCACGCACAGCUUUUGCUCAAUUUGUGCGUUCGACGCUUCACAUCGAGAGGAGUUCUUUACAGAACCCUGAGAAGGUGCUCUUCCCGUUGCCCAUACCCAAACCAGGUGUUUUUGAGCCCAGGAAGUACGGAAGCAGAGCAAGAAAGCAAAAGAGCUUUGAUCAGGCUUUUCACUGCACGGUCAUGGCCCUCAACUACUUGCAUGCUGACUUCCGCUUUGUUGCGCCCGAAGCUUUGGCAAAGGAGCCUUCGGAAGCGCAAUUGGCGCUCUUGGGGCGGCUUUGCUCAGGCCAAUUUUCAGUUCCUGGCAGCGGCCGUAGAUCAACUUCACUUGUUGCGCUCCUGGCGGACCUGAGUGAUUUUUUGACUUGGGAAGGCCUUGGAGGCGAUGGAUAUCAUCGUGGAUUUCAUGGCGCCCCUGGAGGACUCCGUGAAGCAACUGAGGUAGAGCCAGACUUGUCAAAAAGAGCUGAAGAGCUUUGCCCCUACCGCAGCCUGGAUGCUUCACGUUUGAAGAUCACCGGAGAGGCCAAGUGGGUGUCAGAUUUGGAAGGCACUCAGGCUUUCGCUUCCUGGCAGAGACUCGAGCAGGGCCCUUAUGUCAGGACCAAGCAUGGUGACCAAUUUGGUAGGACUUUUUUGGAGGAUCACGGUUUAUUUUGCCAGCGUGAGGAGCUUAGGGCAGACAGUAUUUUCAGAGGCAGAGAGGUUUUGCAAGGGUUGGUGACUGAUGAUUUUUUCACAGUCUCCGUCGAGACGGCAGAGAAAAGAGACCCUGAGAACACACCAGCCACAACUCAGAGCCGUGCUUUGCAAAGGUUUCAGCUUGCAAAGCAGGCUUAUCAGAAAGCUGACCUGAAAGGUUCUGAUGACAAGGACCUUGUUGACCCCACCAGAGCCAAGCUCAUUGGAGGUCAGAUUGACUCCUCCCUCAGUACACGUAGACUUGGCCUCACAACUCUUGCGGCACCGGCCAAGAAGAGGUUGGCUCUGGCAUAUCUGUCUGUCGAAGUUUCCCAGCUGCCAUAUACCGCGGAUGCUCUCUAUGUUUUCUGGAGGUUGGGUGCGUGCGCUCAUGUACCGACGGCCUUUGAUGAGCGUCUUGGACAAAGCCUUCAAGCUACAGUAGUUGAUGCCACCAAGCUCGAUGCUGACAAGCCCAAGCUUGUUGCACUGCCCAGAGGAGUUGCAGAGGAGCUGUUGGUCCUUGCCUUACUGGCCCCCUUUUUGGCCACCAACCUUUCAGCAGGGUUUGCGAAUGCCAGCUUUUGUUGCAUGCCAAGCCCCCUUAGCAGAGGUCAGAGCCCUUUGGAGGACAGGCAGAAAGAAAGGAGGUUAUGCAAGAAUGCUCACUCGGGCCGAGGUUAUGACCAGCCAAGAGGAUAUAACCCUUUAGAGGAGAAAACCUUGGAAGGCACCGAGCUCGCUUUGCGCUCCCUUGCAAUCUUGAAGCUCUGCGCUGAUUUGAGGAAGCCUGGACUCCUGGAGCAGCCCAGGAAGCCCAAGAUGCGCAGAUUAGAGGAGUGGAUAGCCCUCUUGGAGUUAGGUCUGGCGGAGGAGAAUUGGGCUGCGUCAUGUGCUUAUGGAUCUCCACAUCAGAAGGAGUUUGUUUUCCUUUCCACAGGCCUUCCGGCAGGAAACCUUCACAGAAAGUGCACAAGAGACCAUCAACACAUUCCCAUUCAAGGCAAGUGGACAAAGCAGUCAGCAGUCUACACAGACAAGCUAGCAUGGGCCUUGGCCGAAUGCUUUCACCAGGGUCUUACAGUGAUGCAUCGAGAGGCCAGACAGCACUCUCCGAAGACCCAAGGUUUGGAAUCUUUCCUCUGCAAUGAUGUGCUCCUGUCGCACUCUUGGAAGGUGUUGAAGCAUUGGCAUUGGGCCAAGCCUACGCAUAUCAACAUCCAGGAAACCUCCACUACAUGCAGGCUUCAGGCCAUGGAUGCGAAGGGCAGGGGCCACAGCACUUGCAGGUUAGCAUUGAGGCUGAAGGAGGAUUUUUUGCGAUGGAGAGCGCGAGAAGGCACCAGCACUGCAGGUCUUUUGGAUUUUUGGAUUCUCCGUGACCCUACCUGGCUGCUUCUCUGGCUGUGCACUUCACUUGGACUUUCUGCUGGCUCACUCCCCUUAAGUAGACCCCUAAAUAUCUUUUGGGUAUUUGUCACCUGGGGCGCUGCGAACGGGGCGCCGGGCGAGAGCCAUGGAACUGCACUGCAACCGCGAGAUGCCAGAGACAAGCGCAGAGCUCAGAGUAGGGCUGGAGCAAUACUUCCCACUGGAAGGCCUGUUUUAGGCCAGAUUCAGCAUUACAGAGAUAAGCUUCUGGAGCAGUUUGGUGCUUGGUUGGAGGGACAGGGUCUCACCAUUGAUGUUUUGUUGGAUUCUGGGGCAACUGACAUUGAAACUUUGAACCUUGUCCUGGAGAAGUACGGAAGAGCAUUGCAUGCAGCAGGCCAGACCAUGCGGGUGCGCUUCCAGAAACUUCUUGAGGACCAGGUCUGGACGGAAAAGCGGGAAGCUGAGCUGCAGAGGGCACUCAUGAAAUGGGACACCAUCAUCAGAAACUGGCCAGAUACAUGGAGAUGCAAACAUGAGCGUUUGGUAUGUUCUUCAGUGAAUGAUUUUAUGAACUUACUUGGAGACUACCUGGCAGGGAAAGCGCCGGAGACUCUGGUGAAACGUGCAAACAGUAUGGUCUUUCUGCAUUCAACUUUGCAACAGUUGGGUUUCUUCUGGCCCCUUGAUGAACCGGAGAUGUACAGGAUCAUUAAGAUUUUGCAUUCAUCUGGACAUCGCACUAGUCGGUUGAAGUCGAUUUUGGAAGCCAUCACUUUUUGCAGGUACUCCUUCGACAUCGUCGGCCUCCAUCCCAUCACCGUCAGCAAGCGUUGUCUGGGAGCCACUGGGGGUGACGUUGCAAGCAAGUUGAACCAAGCCACUCCAUUGACAGUUGCAGACAUUCGGCAUUUUCACAUGUGUUUGGACACCGGUGACACCUGGGACAGAGUUUUCAGUGGAGCAGCCCUUUUCUGCAUAUAUGCACGAGCUAGAUGGAGCGACUUCAUCCAUGGAAACUGCAUUAGACUUGAUGAACUGGAGUCAUCUGGCAAAGUUGCGUAUGCUGACAUGGAGGUGCAAACCCAUAAGACAAUGAAGGCUGCAGCUAACAAGUUUAAGUUUUUGGACCUCGUUGUAUCUGGCAGUGGAAUUUUUGGAGAUGACUGGGUAAGAAGUUGGAUCGAUGCACUCAACAACAUUGGCGUUGAUCCGUUUUCGAAUGAACCUGGCAAGACUUUGAUGCCGGCUCCAGCUGCUGAUGGUACGCCCUUCAAAGAGCCUUGGAGAGUGAUGAGGUUCAACAAGAACUACGCACCAGAUUCUUCUUUGGAUGUUGGCGCAGUUUCACUUCUGGAGAGCGAUGCAGAGAGUCCUGCAGUGGAAGCCUCAGUUGAUGAGGCGCUGGAUGAAGCAUUGCAAGUGGUGGAAGAUGACAAAGAAGUUUUGGAAGAAGAGCAUUUUACAAGUUCUUCUUCGGAGAAUGAUGCGGAGAGUGUGGAGUACAACGCUACGCCAAAGGAUGCGCAUCAAAUUUUGCGCAUAGAAUCUCAGACACUCAAGGUUGGAACGGAAGGGCCAAAGCUCGAUGAUGCAGACCAUGGCACAGAGAUCAAGCUGCAAUGGUGUUUUCAGCGUAGAGGUGUUGCUUUCGAAAUGUGCGACCUAGUCUCAUGGGAUGUUUCGCAAAGAUGGUUGGCUACGAUGUUUGCAGCAUACUCUACAGAUCCUCCACCUGGAUUUGGAAAGGUCAGUUUGCAACAAUUGGUGUCGGCCGACAAGGCCAUGUGGACUAUCCUGGCUAGGGACUUAUCAUCCGUCAAGCCGGACAACUCAUUGCAGACAGAUCCCAGCGUUCUUGAAGCUGCAACGCUGGAAGAGAGUGUCACAUCUCCAGGCAUCUCAGAAAAACUGACAGCCAAGGAUUGUUUCACGGAUGUUUCAACAGGUACUGAAGCUCGAAAGGUUCUGUUUGAAAAUAUUCUUUUCUUGGAGGUAUUUGCUGGAACUUCAUCUUUAACAAUUGAAGUUCUGAAGACGAACUUGCGUGGAGUGGCAAUAGAUAGGAGUGCUGACCGAGCCAAGGGGCCCAUCACCAUUUUGGACCUCACUAACGAUGAGGACUUGCAAUUCCUCAUGGAUUUCAUCAGGCAGGAAUCUCGCAACCUCUGCCUCAUUCACUUCGCACCGCCGUGUGGAACUUGUUCAGCUGCCCGGAAAAGGAAAUUGCCACCAGAAGUUCAGGCAGAGUUGAAGCAAGCAGGCAUCACGCCGCCACAGCCGGCAAAGGAGCUUGAAAAGGACGAGCGCAAUCUCAGAUUGGACCUGGGAGAACAUGUCAGACACGUGCUCCAAGGGAAACGGCCACCCAAACUGACUUUAGAAGCCCUCCUAAAAUCAUCACUUGGUUUGCAGAAGGCUGUGCUGAAAAGGGUCAAGGAACCAGAAGAUGCUGAGCUAAUUGCAAUUUGCGACCCCAGCACUGGUCAAGCUAGACUCUACGGGUUGAACAGCCUGCCCUUUGGGGCCACUGGCAGCGUUGCUGGUUUCCUCAGGGUCAGUUCGGCCCUCUACUACAUUUUGAGCAUGGGUUUGAAGGUGUGGUGCAGUGCUUUCUUUGAUGAUUUACCAACGUUGGCAGCUGAUGCAUCAGCUGCUUCAACAGACCGGUGCGUGGGCUUCUUGUUCGAUCUCCUUGGGAUGAAAUUUGCAACAGAAGGAAAGAAGUGUCAACUUUUCAGUGAAGAGAUGAGAGCUCUUGGUCUCAUUUUUGACUUGGCCAAGUUCGAUGAGGGAGUGGUCUUCAUCAAGCACGCUCCUGAGCGCAGGCAGGAGCUUUUGGAGAAGAUAAAGGCCAUUUUGGCCGCAGACCAGCUUUCUCCAAAAGAAGCCGGGUCUUUCAAGGGCCGUAUACAAUGGUUUGAGUCUUUCUUGUUUGGCAGGACAGCAAAUCUUGCGAUCCACAGGUUGGGGAAAAGGGCGCUGUCCAAGGGUGGGCGAACAGGAUACAAGCUUGAUGCCGAGCUCAAGUCUUCGUUAGAUUUUCUUCAGAAACGAGUUGAACAUGGAGCUCCCCUUCAACUUCCUGCAGCAACAGAGCAGGCUGUGUUGAUCUUUACAGAUGGAGCUUUUGAAGAAGAGACUGGCGCCGGGUCAAUCGGCGGUGUCCUCUUGGACCAUAACGGCAAAGCUAUCAGCUACUUCAGCGAGGAGGUACCGAGAUUGCUGAUGGAACUCUUCUUGAAAGAAUCGGAGAACCCGAUUUACCUGAUUGAACUGCUAGCGGUGCAUGUAGCUGCUUUCCUCUGGGGUGGACAGACGUUUGGUAGGUACAUUGUGAUGUGCAUUGACAAUGAGGCGUCUAGGAUGGCCACUCUUUUGGGAAAUGUGGUGGUCCAGCUUUUUGUGCAAGAAGAAGACCGAAGCCAGUGGAAGGAUAUGGGAUUUGAGAGACAUUUCAUCGUGGUCUAUUUGGACCAGAUUCAUGCA